Messenger RNA from Acanthisitta chloris (rifleman), 2124 nucleotides. It is a transcript of the gene FBXO42, whose product is annotated as F-box protein 42. Bases 1 to 2124 code for a protein of 707 amino acids. Lineage: Eukaryota; Metazoa; Chordata; Aves; Passeriformes; Acanthisittidae. Gene Ontology annotation, molecular function: protein binding. The transcript is spliced from 9 exons. The record is from RefSeq and is a predicted model, not a curated record.
AUGGCCAGCUCCUCGGACAGUGAUGAUGAUGGUUUCAUGGCUGUGGAUCCAGAAGACACUGUGGUGGAAGGGAUGAUGGAGCAAGACGAUGAGCCACACGCUGAGCUGGAGGUUGAGGAAACCAGGCAUAACAGAUCAAUGUUGGAGCUGCCAGAAGAGGUUUUGGAAUAUAUCCUCUCCUUCCUUUCACCCUAUCAAGAGCACAAAACUGCUGCCCUUGUCUGCAAACAGUGGUAUCGACUAAUCAAAGGUGUGGCCCAUCAGUGCUAUCAUGGCUUCAUCAAGGCAGUGCAAGAAGGAAAUAUUCAGUGGGAGAGUCGCACUUACCCCUACCCCGGCACCCCCAUCACACAACGCUUCUCACACAGUGCAUGUUACUAUGAUGCCAAUCAGUCGAUGUAUGUGUUCGGGGGCUGCACACAGAGCAGCUGUAAUGCUGCCUUCAACGACCUCUGGAGACUCGACCUCAACAGCAAGGAGUGGAUACGGCCCCUGGCAUCAGGUUCAUACCCCUCACCUAAGGCUGGGGCCACGCUGGUGGUCUACAAGGACUUGCUGGUGCUUUUUGGUGGGUGGACACGGCCAAGCCCUUACCCUCUGCACCAGCCAGAGAGGUUCUUCGAUGAAAUCCACACAUACUCACCCUCCAAAAACUGGUGGAACUGCAUCGUGACCACCCAUGGCCCCCCUCCCAUGGCAGGACACUCCUCCUGUGUCAUUGAAGACAAAAUGAUUGUUUUUGGGGGCUCACUUGGAUCUCGACAGAUGAGUAAUGAUGUCUGGGUGCUGGAUCUGGAGCAGUGGGCUUGGUCCAAGCCCAACAUCUCUGGGCCCAGCCCUCACCCACGUGGUGGCCAGUCUCAGAUCGUGAUAGACAAUGAAACCAUUUUAAUCCUUGGCGGCUGCGGUGGUCCCAAUGCAUUGUUCAAAGACGCCUGGUUGCUGCACAUGCAGGCCAACCCCUGGGCCUGGCAGCCACUCAAGGUGGAGAACGAAGACCAUGGAGCCCCAGAACUGUGGUGCCAUCCUGCCUGCAGGGUGGGACAGUGCGUUGUGGUCUUCAGCCAAGCUCCCAGCGGAAGAGCCCCGCUGAGUCCCAGCUUGAACUCCCGCCCCUCUCCCAUCAGCGCCACACCACCUGCCCUGGUCCCUGAAACCCGGGAGUACCGCUCACAGUCUCCCGUCAGGAACACAGACGAAGCUCCCUGCGUCAAUGGCCGCUGGGGCACCCUGCGGCCCCGAGCACAGAGGCAGACCCCGUCGGGAUCCAGGGAAGGGAGUCUCUCCCCAGCCAGAGGGGACAGUUCCCCUGUUCUCAACGGCGGGAGCUUAUCCCCUGGAGCCACUGCGGCUGGUGGAGCCUCCCUGGACAGCCCCGUGCAGGUCCUGUCGCCCAGCACCCCUUCUGGCACAGAAGGAUACGACCUCAAGGUGGGACUUGCCCUGGCACCGCGGCGGGGAUCACUGCCGGAGCAGAAGGACCUCCGUUUGGGAUCCGUCGACCUGAGCUGGGAGCAGAAACCGACUUCCCUCCUCUGCCAGCUGGAAGGUGUGGAUGGCAGGACAGUGAGAAACCCCCCAGAGCAAACCAAUGGCAUCCACACGCCACCCCACGUCGCCAGCUCCCUGCCAGGGGCUGUGUCCCCCAGCGCACUCCGCAGGAGCUUAGAGGCCGUCAAAGCCCUCUCCUCCAAAGUCACCUCAGCCUCUGCAGCACUGAGCCCUCCCAUGGCUUCAUCCCCAGGGUCUCCGGGUGCUGAGCCAAGCUUGGCAGCACGGCCGGGCUCUGCCCAAGGCGACAGCCAUUCCCUCCCGCCCAUUGCUCGCCGCCUGGGCCACCACCCGCCCCAGUCCCUCAAUGUGGGGAAGCCACUGUACCAGAGCAUGAACUGCAAGCCCAUGCAGAUGUACGUGCUGGACAUUAAGGACACCAAGGAACAAGGACGAGUCAAAUGGAAAGUGUUCAACAGCAGCUCAGUGGUAGGACCACCCGAGACCAGUUUACACACAGUGGUACAAGGCAGAGGGGAGCUGAUCAUAUUUGGUGGCCUCAUGGACAAGAAACAAAAUGUCAAAUAUUAUCCCAAAACAAAUGCCUUGUACUUUGUGCGAGCAAAGAGAUAA